AUGAAACAACGUGUUCAGUUGCAUAUUUACGAUAUUAGUAAUGGGAUGGCUGCUCAACUAUCACCAGUCCUAUUAGGUAGAAGUAUUGAAGGUAUUUAUCAUACUGGAGUCUUAGUAUAUGAUUUUGAAUAUUUUUAUGGAGGUGGAAUUGUUUGUGUAAAGCCUGAAGAGAUAUAUAAAUUAUAUGGUUUACAUCCAAUCCGUACAUUAUGUUUAGGCACUACUGACAAAAGUCAACAAGAGUUAAAUAAUUACCUUAUAUCAAUAUCUAACAAAUUUUCUAGUGAGAAGUACGACUUGAUUAAUCAUAAUUGUAAUCACUUCUCUGAUUCAGUAGUCAGAUAUCUAAUAGGGGAAGGAAUCCCAUCGUAUAUUUUGGACCUGCCAAAUGAAGUGAUGAGAACUCCUUUUGGCUCUAUGAUACUGCCAAUGUUGCAAAAGGUUCAAAAAAGUCAGAUGAUACGUUCUGUUACUAACAUAUGGAGUAACAUAAACUUGAGCUCUUCUAGCAUCGCAAGUAGUUCUGAAGAAACUGGUAUUAUUCUAGAAGGGAAUACCAAAGAAUUCUAUGAAUGCUUAACCAAAAUAGUUGAAUCACAAGGUCAAGCAUGUAAGAAUGCUUUAGAAACUCUAGAAACCAUACUUUUAAAUAUAUUAAGUUAUCCAAAUGAGCCCCGCUACAGAAGUAUUAAAUCUACAAGUAAUGUACUUAGAAAUUCAUUGCUAAAUAUAGAGGAGGGUUUGAAACUACUUGAAUUGACUGGAUUUCAUGAAGUUACAAUUAAUGAUCAAACAAAAUAUGAAAUAAACCUUUCCUACCCUAUAGAGGGUUCUGAGAAGGCUAGACUUGAAGGUUAUAUUCAAACUAUUAAAUAUGUUUUGAGUUCUUUGCAUACAUCUAGUGAAGAAGAUAAGUCUCUAUAUAAUAAGGUCUUGGAAGAUAGGUCAGAAAUAAAUUAUAUUGAGAAAUUAAGUGAGAUAAAAUCCAUGGGAUUUACAGAUAGUCAGAAGAUACUAAAAAGCUUAUAUAAAGCAAAGGGAGACUUGUCUCUCGCUAUAAGUUAUCUAGUAGAAGAUCAUCUCUAA
Messenger RNA from Cryptosporidium muris RN66, 1086 nucleotides. Its product is annotated as UBA/TS-N domain-containing protein. Gene Ontology annotation, biological process: protein modification by small protein removal. The record is from RefSeq and is a predicted model, not a curated record. Gene Ontology annotation, molecular function: protein binding; peptidase activity. The transcript has a single exon. Lineage: Eukaryota; Apicomplexa; Conoidasida; Eucoccidiorida; Cryptosporidiidae. The coding region runs from base 1 to 1086 and encodes 361 amino acids.